AUGAUUCAAUUAUAUAUGAAAGAUUCAUCAAUUAAAUGGCAGGUUCAUGAAUUUUAUGAACGUUUAUCAACUACUAGUAAUGGUUUUGGUUUUUAUUGUGGUCGUAUUGCUAUCAUUAAUUAUCAUAAUUGUUUUCAGCUUUUAAUUUCAUAUCUUGGACGUUUUCUAUUUUAUGUUAUACUUAGUUUUAUGGGUGAAUCUGUAUUACGAUCAUAUUGUCCAUUCGAUACAACCGCUGCACCAUUAUUUCAUUAUUUUACACAUUUUAAUGAUGGAACACCAUUAAAUCUUAAUGAUUGCCGUUUAACAUCAAUUAUUUUAACAUUAUAUUUCUUUUUUAUUCUGCACAGUCAUUAUAUAUUGUUUUUGACCAAUCAUAUUUUACUAUCAUGGACUAUAUUAUAUGAUGUUUCUAAUCGUAAUUAUGAUCAUUAUCGUAAUUCAAUCAUCAAUGAACAAAAUAUGAAUGUAACCAAAAUGAUAAUCAAAGCAUUAAGUAAUAGCAAUGAUUUCGAUGAACCUAAACCAAAUUCAUCAUCAUCAUUACAUAAUUGUUUGGUCAAAAUGUUGAAGAAAAAUCCCAAAAGUUUUAUUGAUAAAUUAAUCAUACAGCUAAUGUUGAAUAUUGAUCUUUAUAAAUUUGAAAAAUUACAUUUAAAAUAUUUUAACUAUAUCGGUUUGAAACAACGAAUCGAAUUGAUAUUGACAAUGUUUGUAUUACAUUGUAUGAAUGUAUUUCUUUCGACAUUGGUUAUAUUUACUACAUUAAAUCUUGGCUGUGUUCAAUAUUUUAAUUUUAUUCGUAUUCAUAUGUGGAAUUUAUGGCCAUUUGCUAUAAUCGAUUUCUUAUAUCAUUAA
This is a messenger RNA of Dermatophagoides pteronyssinus (European house dust mite), 858 nucleotides long. RefSeq lists its product as uncharacterized. Lineage: Eukaryota; Metazoa; Arthropoda; Arachnida; Sarcoptiformes; Pyroglyphidae. The record is from RefSeq and is a predicted model, not a curated record.